AUGCCGAAAGGUGACAAUGACAAGGCGGUCAAUAGAUCGAGGUGGGCUACUCGGAAACUCACUGUUAAGAGCAGUGGUCUUAAGAGGUUAUCCCUCAAAGAUAGGAUACAACAUAAGCGAACUGGUUCGACAGAGAAGAAACGUCAUUCGGGCGGUAGUCAGUCUACGGCUGAUGACCACGCCACAUACGAUAGCGCAUCUGCGACCGAGCAGAAUGAACCAGGCGAUUCGAAGAGUACCGUGUCUGUUGAGGAGGAAGAUGAAGGGGGGAGGAUAGUGUACUUCAAUCAGCCUUUGCCUGACGAUAUGAAAGAUGAUGAGGGCAACCCCAUUCGUUCAUAUGCUCGAAACAAGAUUCGGACGGCCAAGUAUACACCAUUGUCUUUCGUCCCUAAAAACCUGUGGUGGCAAUUCCACAAUAUUGCCAACAUUUUCUUCCUUUUCAUGGUGAUUCUUAUUAUCUUUCCUAUCUUUGGAGGUACUAAUCCAGGACUUAAUGCGGUACCUUUAAUAUUCAUCCUUGCCGUGACGUCUAUCAAGGACGCGAUCGAAGAUUAUCGCAGGACGAUUCUUGACAACGAACUAAAUAACGCACCGGUGCACCGUCUUGUAGGAUGGAACAAUGUCAAUGUUACCGAAGAUAAUGUUUCGCUAUGGCGGAGGAUUAAGAAGGCUACUUCGAGAUCUCUCGCAACGUUUUGGCGUGCGGUGAAGAGCUUAUGGAAGAAAGAUGAAACAAAGGGAAUGUUGGAAAAUUCAUCAGAUCCGCGUCCCUCUGUUGAAACCAAGGCUACGCGUCGCGAUUCUACCAUGCUAUCUCCUCACACUGAUAGAACGUCAUACAUGUCUGCGUACGAAGACAUUCAGAUGACACCGGUCACGUCCCCUCUUCCUCCCACGACGCCUAGGAAAGAUUUAAUGGAAAUCCCGGAACGCCCGACAUCUGAAAGAUCGCAUACUCCAAAUGAGCCGGAAACGCUAGCUAGAAUAAAAGGAGACCUUAUUAACUACGAUAUGAAACCUGGCCAGGCCCGGUUUCACAAAGAUCACUGGAAAAAUCUACAGGUUGGCGAUUUUGUGCGACUUUAUAAUGAUGAUGAGCUUCCUGCAGAUAUCAUCGUUCUCGCUACUUCUGAUUCAGACGGUGCAUGUUAUGUGGAAACGAAGAACCUGGACGGAGAGACUAAUUUGAAAGUUCGUCAAGCACUCCGUUGCGGACGAACUUUGAAGCAUGCGAGGGACUGCGAGCGCGCCCAAUUUCUUAUCGAGAGCGAACCGCCCCAACCUAACCUCUACAAGUAUAAUGGUGCUAUCAAGUGGGAACAAAUGAUGGCAGAUGGUCCCAGAGAAAUGUCGGAGCCGAUAUCCAUAGACAAUAUGGUUCUCAGAGGCUGCAACUUGAGGAAUACGGAAUGGGUUCUCGGCAUCGUUAUGUUUACGGGUCACGAUACGAAAAUUAUGAUGAAUGCAGGUGUCACGCCAAGCAAACGUGCUCGCAUCGCCCGGGAGCUAAACUUCAACGUUAUCUGUAACUUUGGUAUUCUCGGCGCAUUGUGUCUUCUGUGUGCCAUUGUCAAUGGAGUGUCGUGGGGCAAAAGCGACGCUUCAACCGCUUGUUUGACUACGGUUCCAUCGGUGGUACUCCUGAUUGAAUAUAUCUUCUCGGACAAGACAGGAACUCUCACUCAGAACGUCAUGGAAUUCAAGAAAGCUACUAUCAAUGGCCAGCCGUACGGAGAAGCAUACACCGAGGCCCAAGCCGGCAUGCAGAAACGUCUGGGUAUUGAUGUGGUAAAAGAAGCUGCCAGGGCCAAAGAACAAAUCGCCGCCGCGAAAGUUCACGCGUUGGAGGGACUUCGAAAGAUUCACGACAAUCCGUAUCUCCACGGAGAAGAUAUGACGUUCAUUGCUCCAGAUUUUGUUGAUGAUUUACGUGGCGAGUCCGGCGAGGAGCAAAAAGAAGCCAAUGCGCACUUUAUGCUCGCAUUAGCACUUUGUCAUACCGUCAUAGCAGACCAUAUUCCCGGCGAUCCCCCUAAGAUUGACUUCAAGGCUCAAUCUCCAGACGAAGCAGCACUCGUAGCAACUGCUCGUGAUAUGGGAUUCACCGUUCUCGGACAUACAACAGACGGUAUCAGAGUAAAUGUUAUGGGCGAAGAAAUACACUACCAAAUCCUCAACACAAUCGAAUUCAACUCUAGCCGAAAACGAAUGAGCGCUAUUGUGAAGAUGCCCGAUGGUCGUAUCAUUCUAUUCUGCAAGGGUGCGGAUAGUAUCAUCUAUUCGCGUCUGAAGCGUGGUGAGCAAGCAGAGCUUCGAAAGACCACUGCUGAGCAUCUUGAAAUGUUUGCUAGAGAAGGUCUGCGAACCCUAUGCAUAGCCCAGCGCGUACUUCCUGAGCAUGAAUACCUCGAAUGGCGUAAGGAGCACGACAAGGCCUCCACCGCGAUGCACGAACGAGAAGAGAAGUUAGAAGAAGUUGCCGACAAGAUCGAGCAAGAAUUAACUCUCCUGGGAGGAACGGCAAUAGAAGAUCGUCUUCAAGACGGUGUGCCCGACGCGAUCGAAUUACUCGGCCGAGCAGGAAUUAAGCUAUGGGUACUCACCGGAGAUAAAGUCGAAACUGCUAUCAACAUUGGUUUCUCGUGUAAUCUACUGAACAACGACAUGGAACUUAUUAAUCUUAAAGUGAAAGAGGAUGAAUCUGGUUCGACACCUGAUGAUUUAUUCAUAAACGAAAUUGGACGAGAGUUAGAUGCGAAGCUAAAGAUGUUUGGUAUCACUGGUGACGAUGAAGACUUGGCCCGCGCCAGGAAGAAUCAUGAGCCGCCAGCGCCAACCCAUGCUCUUGUGAUCGACGGAUUCACAUUGAGGUGGGUGCUCGACGACAGCUUGAAGCAAAAGUUUCUCCUUCUCUGCAAGCAGUGCGCGUCCGUUCUUUGCUGCCGUGUCAGCCCUGCGCAGAAGGCUGCCGUUGUAUCUAUGGUCAAGAAUGGUCUUGAUGUUAUGACGCUCUCCAUCGGGGAUGGUGCCAAUGAUGUCGCGAUGAUUCAAGAAGCAGAGUCGGUGAGGAUGGCUGAAGCAAUCGCCAACUUCUUCUACAAGAACAUGGUUUGGACGUUGUGUAUUCUUUGGUUCCAAUGUUUCUGCAACUUCGACAUCACAUAUCUUUUCGAGUACACUUAUAUCCUUCUAUUCAACCUUAUAUUCACUUCCGUGCCCCCCAUUGUCAUUGGUGUCCUCGACCAGGAUGUGUCCGAUAAAGUCUCGUUAGCUGUUCCUCAGCUAUAUCGACGUGGCAUUGAACGGCUUGAAUGGACCCAGCACAAGUUUUGGUUUUACAUGUUGGAUGGUUUAUACCAAAGUGUAAUAUGCUUUUUCGUUCCAUACUUAACCUUCGCAUCCACCUCAGCCGUUACCGCAAAUGGACUUGAUGUGAUGGAUCGGUAUCGAUUCGGCGUCUACAUCGCACACCCGUGUAUCAUUACGAUCAAUCUUUACGUCCUCAUCAACACAUACCGAUGGGAUUGGCUUACACUCCUUAUUAUUGUCCUCAGCGACCUGGUUGUCUUCUUUUGGACUGGUGUUUAUACAUCAUCAACAUUUGCUGGUACGCUUUAUGAAGGGGCUCCUCAGAUUUACGGCGAAGUUUCGUUCUGGGCGGUUUUAGUUGCGACUCCGAUCCUUGCAUUGGCUCCUCGGUAUGCUAUCAAGGCCUUGCGCAAAGUCUACUGGCCCCGAGAUGUAGAUAUCAUUCGGGAACAGGUUACGAUAGGUAAAUUCGAUAAUCUAGAAAAGGAGAGUUCGAGCGAGGUCCUAGUGAAGUCAAGUUCUUCGGGAUCAUCACAGUCCUCUAGGCGUCGGCGACACCAGCAAUUCGCAAGCGUGGACGAAGAUUUAAAACCUAUUUAUCCACCUUCUGUCGCCACUCAGUCUAUUGCCGGUCAUAAUUCUCGUAGCCAGAAUGGCAGCGACGGCACUAAUUACACCAGACACGAGCCGUCUAUUGAUGUUCCUGUUGCUCAGCCGGCAGAUCCGCCUCCUGAACCUCCGGUACGCCCAUCGCAUGAUCGGGUUCGUCCGUCUUACGACCGUAUGCGAGCCUCGAUGGAUCGAGUUAGGCAGAGUUACGAAAUGUCCAACGAGUUUACUUUCGGCUGCCAUGUUAAGCAGAUUUGA
Messenger RNA from Daldinia childiae, 4179 nucleotides. RefSeq names its product putative phospholipid-transporting ATPase C24B11.12c. Gene Ontology annotation, biological process: phospholipid translocation. Bases 1 to 4179 code for a protein of 1392 amino acids. Gene Ontology annotation, cellular component: plasma membrane. Gene Ontology annotation, molecular function: ATP binding; magnesium ion binding; ATPase-coupled intramembrane lipid carrier activity. The record is from RefSeq and is a predicted model, not a curated record. NCBI's taxonomy places the organism in Eukaryota, Fungi, Ascomycota, Sordariomycetes, Xylariales, Hypoxylaceae. The transcript has 5 exons.